UGGAGAGGCGCAGCACCGCUGCCGGUUGUUAUGGAGACGGGCUACUACAACCACUAGAAAGGAUUCUCGGUUUCAUCCGGGAGGACUGCUCUCUACAUUAUGCGGAUUGGUUUAUACAUAUUGAUCUAGCUGACAGUUCACCUUCUCUUUGCUGCUUUAAUUGGGUGUAGUAAAAAAGCCGCGUACCUUGGGCGCUUGCUGGCCUUCUUGCCAUCCGUUGCAGGAAAAGACUGCGUUUGCCGAAAAAAUAAAGAAGAUAUCGAGAAUGACCGAGUAUGACUGGGAUAAGAAAAAUACUUCAGCUUCAAAAUCAGACACAGAAAUGAAGCCUGAAAAACUGCCUCCUUGUGUGAACCCUGGCAAUCCUGUGUUUUCAUGUAUGUUGGACCCAAAGACACUCCAUACAGCUACCUCACUGUCAGAACCUAAGAUGAUUAUGUAUAAAACCAUUUCAAGUAGUUAUGGUGAAUUUUUACCGAUUCCACAGUUUUUUCCCUGCAAUUAUACUCCAAAAGAGCAAGUAUUUUCAAGCCAUAUCAGAGCUACUGGAUUUUAUCAAAAUAACACUCUGAACACUGCACCUGACAGAACCAGAACCCUUGAUUUUCCUAAUUUUCAACAUACUCUAUGAAAAUAUAUUCCUUUGUAUAUUUAAGAGAAAAUAUACUCAGAAAAAAAAAUGAGUUUUAAUUCUAUGGCUAGAAUACCUGAUUUGGAAUAUAAAAAUAUUUGAAUUAAUUGAAAAAAAAUACCUUUAAGAAAUAAAGCAUUUCAACUAAU
Pteropus alecto (black flying fox) is the source of this 780-nucleotide messenger RNA. It is a transcript of the gene PIERCE2, whose product is annotated as chromosome unknown C15orf65 homolog. The transcript is spliced from 2 exons. Lineage: Eukaryota; Metazoa; Chordata; Mammalia; Chiroptera; Pteropodidae. Gene Ontology annotation, biological process: axoneme assembly. The record is from RefSeq and is a predicted model, not a curated record. The coding region runs from base 266 to 631 and encodes 121 amino acids. Gene Ontology annotation, cellular component: axonemal microtubule.